Messenger RNA from Baudoinia panamericana UAMH 10762, 790 nucleotides. RefSeq lists its product as uncharacterized. Bases 283 to 747 code for a protein of 154 amino acids. The transcript has a single exon. The record is from RefSeq and is a predicted model, not a curated record. NCBI's taxonomy places the organism in Eukaryota, Fungi, Ascomycota, Dothideomycetes, Mycosphaerellales, Teratosphaeriaceae.
UUCUGACAGAUACUACAAUGCUGGCAGUCUGCGCCCCAUCCUCCUCCGUUUUCGGACUCUCCUCUGCCUUGGACAGAUCAAGAACGGCCAAGGCAACGUCUCCACUCGUUAGAGUCUGCACCGGUUUGCACAGUCUCCGCUGCUACCUCGCUAGAGCUCGUCAAAAAGGCCUCCUUCAGAACCAUUGGCCUUCCGCGCGACUGUUACAGCCAAUACGCUCGUACAACCUUCCAUACUGCGAGCAAGCUCAUCCACCGCAAUAUCAAUGAUCACUGAGAUAGCAUGAGCGGAACAUGCUGUGGAGAAAGCUAUGCCGUAAGCGCAGAGGGAAUGCCAAAUAGUAUGUUGGACUAUCUACCGCCGAUCUCAAGCCACCCGCUCAUACAACAACGCGUACUCACCCAUUACACCUUCGCAUUAAGAGACGAACAGUUGCUGAUGGAAGCUCAUCUGCCCCAGCUCCUUCAUCUCACCUUCCAUGCGGCUCACCGUUGGCGCCGCGCUACAGCAAUCGGAAUCUCGAAACGCCGCUGCGGUGCUUCGAUAACGGGCUGUGUGGCAGAGUGUGGUUCGAAAGGUUACUUGUCUGCUGAAGUAGACGCCAAUAACAAGGUCUGUAGAAUCAUGACCAAAGAUCACGACUUUUGCAGGCAUGCUCCAGAGGGCGAGUGUUGUUCAAGUGCUUCAGCAGGACGGUGCCAGUGCACUUGUACAGCACCACAAGAGACGCCCCGAAGCCGGAUGUAAUGUAGUCUCUUGCCUGUGUAGCCGGCUACCUACGUCGCUUCCA